Messenger RNA from Phodopus roborovskii (desert hamster), 2329 nucleotides. RefSeq names its product potassium voltage-gated channel subfamily C member 4 (gene Kcnc4). NCBI's taxonomy places the organism in Eukaryota, Metazoa, Chordata, Mammalia, Rodentia, Cricetidae. Gene Ontology annotation, molecular function: protein binding; delayed rectifier potassium channel activity. Bases 164 to 2161 code for a protein of 665 amino acids. Gene Ontology annotation, cellular component: voltage-gated potassium channel complex; axon; neuronal cell body membrane. The record is from RefSeq and is a predicted model, not a curated record. Gene Ontology annotation, biological process: protein homooligomerization; potassium ion transmembrane transport. The transcript is spliced from 4 exons.
AAACGCCGCAGAAGGGGCCGCCACUGCCUCCUGCCUCCUCCUCCUCCACCUCCUUCUCCACCUCCUCCUCGUCUCCUCCCCCUCCCCGGUCUGACGCUGCCUCCUUGGGAAGGGUGUUUGGAGGGCAGCGGCCGCCCCAAGCCGGAGCCCCGCAGCGCUUCUUAUGAUCAGCUCGGUGUGUGUCUCCUCCUACCGCGGGCGCAAGUCGGGGAACAAGCCUCCGUCCAAAACAUGUCUGAAGGAGGAGAUGGCCAAGGGCGAGGCGUCGGAGAAGAUCAUCAUCAACGUGGGCGGCACGCGACAUGAGACCUACCGCAGCACCCUGCGCACCCUGCCGGGCACCCGCCUUGCCUGGCUGGCGGAUCCCGACGGCGGGGGUCGGCCGGAGUCGGAUGGCGGUGGUGCGGGCAGCAGCGGCAGCAGCGGCGGCGGCGGCGGCGGGGGCUGUGAGUUCUUCUUUGAUAGGCACCCGGGUGUUUUUGCCUAUGUGCUCAACUACUACCGUACCGGCAAGCUGCACUGCCCCGCCGACGUCUGUGGGCCUCUCUUCGAGGAAGAGCUCACCUUCUGGGGUAUUGAUGAAACUGAUGUGGAACCCUGCUGCUGGAUGACCUAUAGGCAGCACCGCGAUGCUGAAGAGGCACUGGACAUCUUCGAGAGCCCGGACGGGGGCGGGGGUGGCGCAGGGCCCAACGAUGAGGCUGGCGAUGAUGAGCGGGAGUUGGCCUUGCAGCGUCUGGGCCCCCAUGAGGGAGGAGCCGGCCCUGGUGCUGGGUCAGGCGGCUGCCGUGGCUGGCAGCCCCGAAUGUGGGCGCUCUUCGAGGAUCCCUACUCAUCCCGGGCAGCCAGGGUGGUAGCCUUUGCCUCUCUCUUCUUCAUCCUGGUCUCCAUUACCACCUUCUGUCUGGAGACCCACGAGGCCUUCAACAUUGACCGCAAUGUGACAGAAAUCCACCGGGUAGGGAAUAUCACCAGCGUGCGCUUCCGGCGGGAGGUAGAAACAGAGCCCAUUCUUACCUACAUCGAGGGUGUAUGUGUGAUGUGGUUCACUCUAGAGUUUCUGGUUCGCAUUGUGUGCUGCCCAGACACACUGGACUUUGUCAAAAACCUACUCAACAUCAUCGACUUUGUGGCCAUUUUGCCCUUUUACCUGGAGGUGGGGUUGAGUGGCCUGUCAUCCAAGGCAGCUCGAGAUGUGCUGGGUUUCCUGCGUGUGGUGCGCUUUGUACGAAUUCUGAGGAUCUUCAAGCUCACGCGCCACUUUGUGGGCCUGCGUGUGCUGGGCCACACACUCCGGGCCAGCACCAAUGAGUUCCUGUUGCUUAUCAUCUUCCUGGCCUUGGGUGUGCUCAUCUUUGCCACCAUGAUCUAUUAUGCUGAGCGAAUUGGGGCCAGGCCAUCUGACCCACGAGGCAACGACCACACCGAUUUCAAGAACAUCCCCAUUGGCUUCUGGUGGGCAGUGGUCACCAUGACAACACUUGGCUAUGGGGACAUGUACCCAAAGACAUGGUCAGGAAUGCUGGUUGGGGCACUGUGUGCACUUGCUGGUGUGCUAACCAUUGCCAUGCCUGUGCCUGUCAUCGUCAACAAUUUUGGUAUGUACUACUCCUUGGCUAUGGCCAAGCAGAAGCUGCCCAAGAAGCGAAAGAAGCAUGUACCGCGGCCAGCCCAGAUCGAGUCACCCAUUUACUGCAAGUCUGAGGAAACUUCACCCCGGGACAGCACCUACAGUGACACCAGCCCCCCUGCCCAGGAAGAGGGUAUGGUUGAGAGGAAACGGGCAGACUCCAAGCAGAAUGGUGAUGCCAAUGCGGUGCUGUCCGAUGAGGAGGGAGCUGGCCUCACCCAGCCCCUGGCCUCGUCCCCCACCCCUGAGGAGCGUCGGGCCCUGCGGCGCUCAGGCACACGAGACAGAAACAAGAAGGCAGCUGCCUGCUUCCUGCUCAGUGCUGGGGACUAUGCCUGUGCUGAUGGCAGUGUCCGGAAAGGCUGUGAAAAGUCCCGGAGUCUAAACAACAUAGCAGGAGCGGCUGGAAGCAGUCUGGGGCUGUCUCCACUGGCAUCGCGGUACAGCUCGCCCUACCCUCCGAGAAAGCUCCUGCUCUCACACCCCUUCCACCCCCUCAGCAGCCCCCCACCUGGGCACUCAGGUCCUUAGCUACACCUUCCUCAGCUCUGCCACUGGGACCCAUAUCCAAGCAGGCUUGUUUACAUGCCAUCCCAGCCCUUAUCCCUCCUGAGGUCUGAGAAAACAACAGAAGGGAACGUCAGUCAGGAUGGAGAAUUCGAAUCCCUGAGUCUGCCCUACGCAGCACCUGGCUCCCCG